Messenger RNA from Gavia stellata (red-throated loon), 3561 nucleotides. RefSeq names its product G protein-coupled receptor 158 (gene GPR158). The transcript has 11 exons. Gene Ontology annotation, cellular component: membrane. The record is from RefSeq and is a predicted model, not a curated record. The coding region runs from base 1 to 3561 and encodes 1186 amino acids. Lineage: Eukaryota; Metazoa; Chordata; Aves; Gaviiformes; Gaviidae. Gene Ontology annotation, molecular function: G protein-coupled receptor activity. Gene Ontology annotation, biological process: G protein-coupled receptor signaling pathway.
AUGGCUUUGCUCCGGCUCCUUCUCCUCUUGUUCCUCGCCCAGCGGGGGCUCGGGGCUGCCGCCGGCCAAGGGCAGCCGGUGCGCGACCGGGAGCGGGCGCUCAGAGGGAGGCAGCCUAUUUACAACCACAUCAAGAGCCGGGAGCCUCCGCCGGCCCCGCGGAGCCGCUCUACGGAGAGCACCAUCUUGGCGCAGCGGCUCGCCGAGGAGGUGCCCCAGGACGUGGCUUCGUUCCUCUACACGGGCGACUCCCGGGAGCUGCGGCGUGCCAACUGCUCCGGGCGGUACGAGCUGGCCAGCCUCGCCGGCAAGUCGCGAUUCACCUCGCACCCCUCCCUGCACGGGGCCCUGGACACCCUCACCCACGCCACCAACUUCCUCAACAUGAUCCUCCAGAGCAAUAAGUCGCGGGAGCAGAACUUGCAGGAGGACCUGGAGUGGUACCGCGCCUUGAUCAGGAGCCUCCUGGAGGGGGACCCCAACAUCUCCAGGGCAGCUAUCACUUUCAGCACGGAGCCUUUCUCCUCCACCCCCCAGGUUUUCCUCCAGGCCAGUAGGCACGAGAGCCAAGUCCUCCUGCAGGACUUGUCCUCCUCGGCUCACCGCCUGGCCAACGCCUCUGUGGAGACAGAGUGGUUCCACAGCUUGAGGCGCAAGUGGCGGCCACAUCUGCACAGGAAGGUCUUAAACACGGGCCCCAAAACUUUGGAGAACAGCUGGAAGAGGCGGGAGAGCUUCACUGCUGAUAAGAACCACAUCAGGUGGUCGUCGCCUUACCUGGAGUGUGAGAAUGGGAAUUACAAACCUGGCUGGCUAGUGACUCUCUCAGCGGCUUUCUAUGGGCUGCGUCCAAACCUCCUCCCCGAGUUCAGAGGUGUUGUCAAAGUUGACAUCAAUCUGCAGAAGGUGGACAUUGACCAGUGUUCGAGUGAGGGGUGGUUCUCGGGGACGCACAGGUGUCAUCUCAACAAUUCUGAGUGCAUGCCAAUUAAAGGCCUUGGAUUUGUGCUCGGAGCCUACAAAUGUAUUUGCAAGGCUGGAUUCUACCAUCCCAACAUCUUGGUGAACAGCUUUCAGAGAAAGGAUGCAGAAAAUCGCUUUUCUGGCGGUGAGUUGUCGGAGGAAGUCUACACCUGCCUACCCUGCAGGGAAGGAUGUUCUUACUGUACAGAUGAUACUCCCUGCUAUGCACAGGAGGACAAGUAUUUACGGCUGGCUAUCAUCUCAUUCCAAACGCUCUGUAUGCUGCUGGACUUCAUAAGCAUGCUGGUAGUCUACCAUUUUCGCAAGGCAAAGAGUAUCAGGGCUUCAGGGCUGGUGCUGUUGGAAACCAUUCUUUUUGGAUCACUUCUUCUGUACUUCCCGGUUGUCAUUUUGUAUUUUGAGCCAAGUGUAUUUCGCUGUGUUCUCCUAAGAUGGGUUCGUCUUCUGGGCUUUGCUACUGUUUAUGGAACUGUGACACUCAAGCUGCACAGAGUUUUGAAGGUAUUCCUGUCCCGAACUGCUCAGCGUAUUCCAUACAUGACAGGUGGGCGAGUGAUGAGGAUGCUGGCUGUUAUGCUCCUGAUAGUCUUUUGGUUUCUUGUUGGCUGGACUUCUGCAAUAACCCAAAAUUUGGAGAGAAACAUUCCACUCAUUGGCCAAGGGCAAACAUCUGACCACCUGAUCUUCAAUAUGUGCCUCAUAGACCGCUGGGAUUACAUGAUGGCUGUUGCUGAAUUUUUAUUCCUCUUGUGGGGUGUUUAUCUCUGCUAUGCAGUGCGGACAGUCCCAUCAGCAUUUCAUGAGCCACGUUAUAUGGCUGUUGCAGUUCACAAUGAGCUCAUUAUCUCUGCUAUAUUCCAUACAAUUAGAUUCAUUCUUGCUUCAAGACUUCAGUCUGACUGGAUGUUGAUGCUGUUCUUUGCACACACACACUUGACUGUGACAGUCACUGUUGGGCUACUUCUGAUCCCUAAGUUUUCACAUUCAAGCAAUAACCCAAGAGAUGAUAUAGCUACAGAAGCUUAUGAAGAUGAGCUUGAUAUGGGUCGAUCUGGAUCCUAUCUGAACAGCAGUAUCAAUUCAGCAUGGAGUGAACAUAGUUUGGAUCCUGAAGAUAUUCGGGAUGAGUUGAAGAAGCUAUAUGCCCAGCUUGAAAUCUAUAAAAGGAAAAAGAUGAUUGCUAAUAACCCACAUCUCCAGAAAAAAAGGUGCUCUAAAAAGGGCUUGGGGCGCUCGAUAAUGCGACGUAUUACAGAAAUCCCUGAGACGGUCACCAGGCAGUGCUCCAGGGACGAGAAGGACCUGAUGGAGCACAGUGCUGUGAAGAACACAGCCACGCUGAGAAAAAAUCCACAGGAUUCCACGAGUUCUGCGAAGCCAAAAGAAGAGACUUUGAAAAACAGAGUCUUUUCAUUAAAAAAGUCGCACAGCACUUACGAUCAUGUUAGGGAUCAAACAGAAGAACCGAAUAGCUUAACUACAGAAAGCACAGAAGUAACAGCUGCUGAGAAUUCACUUCUAGAUUCCUUGAAUGGUAACAAAUUAACCAAAAAUGCUCCAGAAAAAGUUGAAGCUGUCUCCACUGAAUCGGUCCCUUUGGUGUGCAAAUCAGUAAGUGCACAUAACUUAAGUGCCGAUAAGAAGCCUCUGCAUCCAAGAACAUCUGUGUUACAAAAAUCCCUCAGUGUUAUUGCUAGUGCCAAGGAAAAGACUCUGGGACUAACAGGUAAAACACAAAGUCUAGAAGAAAGCACUAAAUCUCAUAAAUCUCAGCAGAAGGGUAAGGAGACCAGCAAAAAGCACUCAGUCUCUGAUAAAGGGGAGCACAAGGAUUCCCACCGGAAGAACUCUACCCACUCUGAGGAAACAAAGAAAACCCAUAAAUCUGGAAUUAUGAAACAGCAAAGGGUUAGUCAAACACCUGCAAAUCCAGACACAGGCCCAGGUAAGUCUCUGCACAAGGACAAUUUCGACAUAGGAGAAGUUUGUCCUUGGGAGAUAUAUGACCAAACUCCUGGUCCUGUGCCUUCUGACUCUAAAGUUCAAAAACAUGUGUCUAUUGCUUCCUCAGAGCAAGAGAAAAACCACCCUUCCCAGCCAAAGGGGAAGUCUCAUCAUAAGCUGAAGACACCUGAAGGAUAUCAACAGUCAAAUCAAAAGAGCUCAGAGAAGGUGGAGGCAGCCACUCGGGAGACACAAGAACAGCAGGUCUUUGAAAAUGAGAAAAAACAGUCGAAUUCCAAGUCUCAGGUCUCCCCUGGGCUGAAGUGUGAGAAUGCUAAUAGAUAUGCACCUAAUACCUGUGCUGGGGAGUGGGACGAGCUACCCCAGAAAGCAGCAGAAAAGGAAAACCUCAAUAAAUUGGCAGAACAGAAAAAAAAUGCCUCUUCCGAGGGAAAUGUGCUUUCAUCUGACUCCCAUAAGCCAAGUAGUUACUUACAGCAACCUUUAGCAUCUCGAGCUGAAGUCUGCCCUUGGGAGUAUGAUACACCAGAUUUACCAAAUGCAGAAAGAAGUGUAGCUUUAUCAAACACCUCUGCUAUAAGCGCAAAUAAAACAGCAACACCUCGAAAAUAA